Messenger RNA from Colossoma macropomum (tambaqui), 4261 nucleotides. It is a transcript of the gene arid3b, whose product is annotated as AT rich interactive domain 3B (BRIGHT-like). The transcript is spliced from 9 exons. The record is from RefSeq and is a predicted model, not a curated record. Lineage: Eukaryota; Metazoa; Chordata; Actinopteri; Characiformes; Serrasalmidae. Gene Ontology annotation, biological process: regulation of transcription by RNA polymerase II. Bases 275 to 2113 code for a protein of 612 amino acids. Gene Ontology annotation, molecular function: DNA binding. Gene Ontology annotation, cellular component: nucleus.
GCGAGGGCAGUGGGAGUCCCUUGAACGGCACUUCGGGAGCUGAGGUGAGCUCAGGCAGGCAUUUCCCCUCGGCUGCCCCCUCCCUCCUCUGCUUUUAAAGAAAAAAAAAAUCGAUUUUUCCCAGCGACCACCGAAAGGCUGUUGCACUCUUAUCGGGGACAUUAGACACUCGGGUGGAUGCAAACAUUACUGGUGUACUGCUCAAGCGCGGACAGCUUUGUGAAAGAAAGAACGAAAGCAAGAAAAAGGGGAAAGAAACAUCUAGGAAGGAGGGAUGGUGGACAAUUCCAGUAGCGGUGGCAGCAGCAAGGCGCAAAUGUCCAUCUUAUCUCAGGACAGCAGCCUGGCAGGAGCCUUCUCUCAGGCAGCGCUGGGCGGUGCGGCCGGCAUCAAACUCGAAGCAGUUAUGGAGCAGCUCCAGAGGCAGCAGCAAGCCAAGCUAGAGAUGGAGCGAAAAGAGAGGCACCUCAGGGAGGCCCACAUUCUCUAUGCCCAGCAGCUGGCCGCUCAGCAAGCCAUCAUGGCUUCAGCCAGGGCCCAGGGUGCACCACUGACCCCUGAGUUCUUCAGCAAGAGCGCCCUAGAAAGAGUUCCAAAGGGCAGCCAGGGGCCUCCAGCCAGCAGGGUUUCUACACAAAGCAGCGUGGACUCUGUUCGGGAGGAGAACGAGAUGGACAGAGGGAGAGAUUCUGCGGGAGAAGAGGACGAAGAGGAUGAGAUGAUGGAUGGCGAGGAAGGCAGCGAGGAUGAAGAGAAUGAGGGUUUGGAGUUUCUAAGGAAGCAGAGCCUUGCUCUCCAGCAGGCCGGUGUGGGAGUUCCUCCGUAUCCCUUCCCCGUCUACGCUGCCUCUCCCUCGGCUGCCAAAAAGCGGGCCCGCUCACCCCCACCCAAAGUGAAAGAUGAACCAGAAGACAGCCCAUCUCCUACUGAACAGCACUCCUUCACCACACCAAAUGGCCUGGCUGACUGGAGCUUUGAUGAGUCAAUCAAACAGAAUGGUAAUGCAAGUUGGAAUGAAGAAAGCGAUGGCGGGAGAGGAAGAGGAGAGGCCUCCAGGGACUUUGCCAAGCUUUAUGAACUGGACAGUGACCCUAACAGGAAGGAGUUUUUAGAUGAUCUUUUCACUUUCAUGCAGAAAAGAGGUACACCAGUGAAUCGUAUCCCCAUCAUGGCCAAGCAGGUCCUGGACCUCUAUAAACUCUAUAAACUCGUGACUGAGAAAGGAGGCCUGGUAGAGGUGAUCAAUAAGAAAAUUUGGAGAGAGAUCACCAAAGGCCUAAACCUCCCCACAUCCAUCACCAGCGCAGCCUUCACCCUCCGCACACAGUAUAUGAAGUACCUCUACCCAUAUGAAUGUGAGAAGAAAGGGCUUAGCUCUCCUGGGGAGCUGCAGGCCGCCAUCGAUAGCAACCGCAGGGAGGGCCGACGCCCUGGCUACAGUAAUAGCCUCUACCGCUUCUCUCCCUCGCCGAGUGGGGGUGCCCCCCACCUCCUUUCCCCUCCCAAGAUGCACCUGCCUGCUUCUGGACACAACGGCCUGCAGAGCACACCUACUCCAGCCCUUAAAAAAGGGACAGUUCCUGAAGAGGGUCCUGCCUCCAUGUUGCCAGGUCGAAUCCCCCUGGCUCUGGCUCUGGGUCACCAGCAGCAGCAGCUGGCCCGGGCUGCCACCCUGGAGCAGCUGCGUGAGAGGCUGGAGACUGGCAUGGGUGCUCCUGCUAUGGAGGCGCCAGAGAGAAAGAUGGCACGCUUGGCAGAGGAGCAGCAAAGGCUGCUGCAGCAGGCCUUCCAGCAGAACCUGCUUGCCAUGGCAUCACAAGUGAACCCUGCCAACCUCCGCAUCAACAGCACCAGCACACGUGAGGAAAAGCAGGAUCUGUCUCUCAGUAUCUCUUCCAGUGGAUCGGCCAGUAUCACCGUGUCCGUAGAGGUCAAUGGGAUUAUUUACUCAGGUUCCCUGUAUGCUCAGAAGUCUUCUGUAGCCAUGCCUAACUCAGCUACAUCCUUAAGCCAGAGCUCCACCCAUAGCCCCAACAUCGCCUCCUCCUCCGCCUCGUCCUCCUCCUCCAAGGGCCCUGGUUCUGUGGAGCCAGCUGGUGCUGUCUCUCCCUAGCUCCCAGCAGCCUGCCUAACUAUAGUCUCCCUCUCCUGGAGAAGCACAUCCUGUCUAUGGCGAGUUUUUGGCCAUCCAGUGGACUAUCAAAGCCAAGUCUACCUCCUUUUGAGAUCAUUCAGGCUCAUUUCUGCUGAGAGGGGCCUCCACUUACACAGAGUUUAGUAACUGCUCUGCCCUGUUGCAGAUGGCCUGUGCCCUUUGCCACAUGUCUGCUGCAAACUCUCUCAGGACUUGGAAGAUCAUGAAAAUGAUCAUAUCCAAAAUCACAACAAAGACCUCAACUUAAUCUUAAUGAAAAUGCUGUUAUAAGCACAUUUCGUGCUCCACACACGUUUAGUAACUGUACUAUAUGCCUUCCUCUAUGCAUACUCAUCCAUAGAAUCAUCUGUUUACAAAUGCCGCUGCUAAACAAUCAUGGCAAAAAUACUCUGCCAAAAUCCUACAGUGGGCAUUUAAACAUUUUUCCAUCAGUAGGUGUUCUUUUGUAAUUAUCUUAUGCACACCAAGAGUGGAUUACAGUGUAUCAGGGCUGAGUACUCUGAUUGCUGUCUGAUCUAUGAAUAGAGGGUUUUUUUUUAUUCAUUUUGCUAGAUUUCAAAUGGACCACAAUCCCAUCAAGUGUUAUUUGCAGUUGUUUUUGUUAGCAGUGGGGUCAAACUUUUUUUUCUUAUCUUUUCUUUCUUUAUUUAGUGUAUUUUCUUGAUUUGAUUGUGGAUUUGUUUAUCAAUUAUUUUAGUUUCUAGAUAUACAGAAAUAUUCAUUUGAUUUUGAAAGAGUUUUGAAGAGUUUUGAGUAUUGAAACUGCAGUUUACACAGCUUAAAGCAUACAUUUUGCUAUUAUAGACAUUUUAUAGACAACAGAUUGGUCCAAAGAAUGGUCUUGACCAUAGGCACGACAUUAGAGGGGACACCGAGUGUUCCACAAGUCAAUCAUUUAGAUGGCGUCGGACGAUCAGUUACAGGCUCAUUAAUAUGGGCCCUUAUUAGCAUGUUAUUUCCUUGGUAUGUGGAGAUGGUUUGAGGAAUUGUUCAGAUAGACUUUUUUGAAUCAAACCAAGAUGCAAAAAGGCACGAUAAUGCUGAAAUCAAAGAAAUUUCAGGGUCUUUGUUCAUAAAGAAUCUAAGAGUUCUCACGAUGCAUACUGAUCCUGGUCACACUGUGCUAAAGGAAAAACAGGAACAGCGCUUUAAGUUUGGGGCUUUUUUUUGUUUUUUUUUGUUUUUUUUUGCAUUCCUCCCCUUUCUCCUUGAAAAUUGUCUAUCUUUAUUUGUUUCUUUGUUUUUCUUUUCUUUUUACUCUCUUAUGACUUUAGACCUCAAAUGCCUUUCCAUAUUGGAAAGCAAGUUUCUCAGGAAUUUCAGGUUGAUCUCAGUGGUUUUUACCUCAGCACCACAACGCCUCAUGUCUCAAAUGAACAAGGCUAGAUAUACCUCAGCGGGAGAAGUGAAAUAGCUACCUCAAAAUUACCUUUGUAUUGUAUAAGUCAGGAUUUACCUCAGAAUUAGCUCCAGACACUAGAUAGUCAAAUAAAGAUUUUUUGAGUUUUAUGAAUUAUCUCUGAAAGUACCUCUUAUUAAAUUCUGCUAUGUUCUCAGGUUAGUAGUGGACAAAAUACCUCAGAAAUAUGUACAUAACUAACAACAACUUCCAUGCAGUGGUAUGAGAAUUAUUAGACGUUUAUGAUGAUAAAGAGAGAAAUCUCAUAUCAAGUGUUUCAGUUUUUUCUAUAAAGACCAUGUGUCAGUGGGAUUGGGGUUGAUCUUAUUUCAAUUCAGUCAGGUCUGUUCAGUACCUGAUAAAUGUAAAUAGUGAUGAAUUUCAGUUUUGAAUGGAGCUUUGUUGCAUCUACAUGAUUCACUGAAUUAAUGAGAUUCCCCCAAACCUUACAACACAGAGCAGUCUUCAGUAAGGGAUGUGGUCAGGAGGUGAUUUUGUUACCUCUCGAAGGACCCACAUUCACCAUCCCUACUUUGACAUUUUGUGCUUGAAAAUAUUUCCUACAGAUAUGAUAUCUCUUACCUCUUUGACAGAUAACUACACAGCUGAAAACCAAAGACCAUCUCACUGUAUUUCUACUGUGCUCUCUGGUGUUCUCACUUUAUUUACACAUGGAGCUUGACAAAGUGGAAUUAAAGUCUGAGUUA